UGGUGGAAAGAUUAUGGCACAACGUCAGAGGGAUCUAAGCAUCAGCGCAGGAGCAGACACUGUAACAUGUCAUAUUCGGGCAUCACUCAGUGUCUGAUCUCGGGCUUUUCACACUGAUAACGACUGAUUUGCAUUUUGAGGAGCUCUACAAUUUUCUGUGGAUGCUGCAAAAUCUUGAGAACCUUAAGACAUGGCUGCCUUCAGAAAUCUCCACAGCUCAACAGCUUGGCUCCUGGCUCUGGCGUUAGGAUUGUCUCUACUCCAGCAAGCUGCUGCUGCAUUUGUUCAAACAGCAGGCAGCCCAGACUUAAAGGAGCUCUCAGGUCAAAGUAAGAUAGGCCCAACCUUGACCACCACAGAAGAUACUCAGGAGACUCUUCUACCAGCUCACUGGCCAGACAGAGGAGAUAAAGGGCUCUCCAAUGAUUUGUUACUACUCCUUCAUCCAAAUAUUGAAGGCUCAGGAGAAGGAAGUGGAUUGCAUGAGAGCAUAGAGGGAAAUGGGGGGAAGGCACCAUCUACUGGCGUGUUGGAGAUUAACAUGUUCAUCCUAGAUGGUGAAGAGAAGAAAGAUUUGGAGGAAAGUGUAACAGAUGCACCUCCUCCCCCUGCUGUUCCACAAAAGCUCACGCAAAGGAUUAUCCACAGUGAUGAUCAGGGUAUAAUGAUAAUGAAAAGAAGUUAUGUUGAAUUUCCACAAGCCACAUCUGCAUUGCCCAUUCAGUCCACCACACCAGCCCACACCAAACCGAUCAUCAAUGAAAACAACAAAAAUGCUAACCUUUCAACCUCAACAGCAGAAACAGCUACAGAAAAGGAAGUUACCACACUUGGUACACUCUUACAAGUUCCUGCUGUAGAUGGCUUAUUAAAUGGCAUGGGAACUGUUUCCACAGAACAUGCAACAGAGGACAAAAUGUCUACACUUAAAGCUGGACUUGAGGCCUCAGGCAGCAUGCCCAGUCUUGAAGUUCCAUCCAUUGCUACCCAAACAUCUGAUGUGAUCAGUAAAUUGCUAGAACCAUCUGAAUCUCUAAAUGAGGAAGACAUGCAAGAGGCAGCAGAACCAUCAACAGUGGACACUAAAACUAUACAGACAGGUAAAGGGAUUUCUGAGAAGACCGUUUCUGAUGCCAAAACACCUCCUCUGUCAUCACCCUCAAAGCCAACUAAUCAGUCAGUGGUGUCAGAUGAAGAAAAUGGUAGAGAUGAUGACAAACCAAAAUGGUUUGGUGGAAUAUUUGGUCCAAUCACAGAAAAAGGCCUGUCUGACAUCUCAGAUCCAUGUGUGCUGGGUUUAAGCCCCUGUGUGUUUCCUACAAGCCCUAAUGGCACCCUCCUGAAGUGGGAGGACUUGCGUCGCACUCUGGCGUUCGCCUGGGAGCUCCACGUCUUUGGCUCUGCCAUCCUUUUUCUGUUAGUGGUGUGCUGGGCUAUCUGGGGAGUGACAGGUGGAGGUGGCACGCACCACCCCUUUUGUGGACCCCUCAUUUUGGCUAACACCUUGUUGCUCCUAGCAGGUUUGCUGAGAUUCAUUCAAUUCAUAGUUGACCCAUAUGGCACAAGGCAUAUUCUGCCUCGUCCAGUCCUCGCUGCACUGUAUAACUUACCACUUGCCCUGAUGCUGUGGGCACAGGUCACGCUAGCCCUGCUUGCUUUGAAAGGAAUGAGGCUGAACCUCCUGGCUCCUGCUCUUCAGCGCCCCUAUGUAACUGGAAGUCUAGCAUCUUUGCAUUGUGCUUCCCUUCUGGUGGCUGACCUCUUGUCCUACACUCUGUCUCCAGCGCUGCCCUUAAUGCUCCAGACACUCUCGAUCUGCUGGGGCUUACCCCUCUGUUUAGGAAUUCUCUUCCGGGCUCUCACUCAACUUCGGUCUGCCACCAGAACCCCAAUCCCAAGGUGGGGAGCCUACAAGAGGGUUGAGGAACGUGCCAGACGGGUGCUAAUCGUUUGUGCCCUCCUGGGUGUGAUGUGCUGCGCUCUACAGAUCCAUGGCCUGCUCUGGCUUUAUGGGCUUCUUGGGGACUGGCGGCGUUUUGGCUGGGGCUGGUGGCUUGGGCAAUUCUGGGCACGUCUGCUUGAGCUAUCCUGGAGCCUCUCGCUCCUGUUGCUGGGUUCACGGGCAUUCUGGAGGCCUAGAGGAGGGCACAAGAGAGGAGAUACAGGUCAAGGGGCUUCUGGAAGAUCUGAGAGAGAGGAUCUGGCAUCCUGCCUAGACAAACUAUUUCCGGCAGGACCCUGGAAGAGGCAGGAAAACACCUGGGCUGAUCUGUUACCUAAUAAUUGGGCAGGGUACCAGCAAUCCAGAGCAAAUUUGAGGAGUUCCAUGGUUCGGAAGUAUAAAGCAACUACAGGUGAUAGUGUGAAGGACAGCAACACUGACAAUAUAAGUCCUGGAGCCUUUAAUAACAGCAACUCUCAAUCAGCUCCUCGGUGGUCUCAUGGUAUGGAAUGGCAAGAGCGUGACUGUGUCUUGUCUCUUAUCGAAUUUGACCUAUGCCCUCCUUCUCCCAUCGAACUUAGACGUAGCAUUGACAAUGCCUUGAAUUUUGGCCUGUUGGGCAGCAUGGGUAGCCUCUUCACUCCUCCACCUCCAUCCUGGACCCAGAGUGAGGUUUCCACAGCACCUCCUGGUAGUGAUUUUACAACACAGACCACGCCCACCCACAUAGCCUACAGAUGGGCUCUUGAUGCAGGUUCAAGCCCCAUCUCUCCCCAGCGCUUCAGGACAGUGUCGCAACCUGAGGUGGCAGUGCUGGAUCCACAAACCUUCCUUCCUCCAGACAUUACCAAUGAGAGAAGGCUAUGGGAGAGAAAUUCAGCUAUGCCAGUAGUUAAUGAAGAUGGUGACUGGAUCAGCAUCACAAGUGGGGAUGACAUCACUAAUCUUUAAACUGCUCUUAGACAGCUGUAUGUUGCACUUUGAUUCUCCAACUCAGCAGAGACUUAGUUGCUUUCAUGUAGAUCUUGUGAUGAAGAUCAUGUAUGCUGUAACAGUACAUCAAUUCUGAUUGAUGCGGCAAUUCUAAAGACUAUUAAAGGAUUCUGCCAAUGUUCAUACAACUACAUUGUGAAACUAAAAAUUUUAAGAGCACUUUACAAAGUAAAUGUCUUUUUUUUUUUCAUU
Messenger RNA from Pygocentrus nattereri (red-bellied piranha), 3127 nucleotides. RefSeq names its product proline-rich transmembrane protein 3-like. The record is from RefSeq and is a predicted model, not a curated record. The transcript has 4 exons. Lineage: Eukaryota; Metazoa; Chordata; Actinopteri; Characiformes; Serrasalmidae. Bases 191 to 2893 code for a protein of 900 amino acids.